Messenger RNA from Scleropages formosus (Asian bonytongue), 3873 nucleotides. RefSeq names its product adenylate kinase isoenzyme 1-like. The record is from RefSeq and is a predicted model, not a curated record. Gene Ontology annotation, cellular component: cytoplasm. Gene Ontology annotation, biological process: nucleoside triphosphate biosynthetic process; ATP metabolic process. The coding region runs from base 132 to 1811 and encodes 559 amino acids. NCBI's taxonomy places the organism in Eukaryota, Metazoa, Chordata, Actinopteri, Osteoglossiformes, Osteoglossidae. The transcript has 15 exons. Gene Ontology annotation, molecular function: AMP kinase activity; ATP binding; nucleoside diphosphate kinase activity.
UCAGUGGCCCAUUUCAAAUCUGUGAGAAGCACUUCUCCAUUUCCUCUCAGUCGCGCACAUCUCUGAGAGGCAGAGAGACAGAGAGCGGAUCGGAAGGGAUCGGAUCGGAACGAAGCGGAGCGGAGCGGAGGAUGAACACGACGAGCGAAGCCCGCGAGUACCUGUCGAAACGGCGCGUCCCGCAGCUCUUCGAGAGCAUGCUGACGGGGCUGAUGUACCACCGGCCCGAUGACCCCAUGACGUUCCUCGAGAGUUGCCUGCAGAAAGUCCGGGAACUUGGGGGUCCAGAACAUGUGUCCUGGGACACCUUCAUCGCUCCUGAUCGCCGCCCUCUGCCCCCUCUCAGUGUAGGACAAGGCAAAAAGGCGGCCUUAAGGCCAGAGUCUGGUCCCGGUCCCGGUCCUGGCCCCUACCGCAGAUUCGACCGCCUUCCCCCCAUCCAGGCGCAGUUCUCCAUAGAAAGUGACUCUGAUAUGACUGAAACUUCUGGCCUCAUCCAGGAAUAUGACGUCUUCGACCCCACGAAGCCCAGGCCCCAUAUCAUUUUUGUCAUAGGAGGACCAGGAAGUGGGAAGGGGACUCAGUCGGCCAAGAUGGCGCACUACUACGAUUACGAGUGUGUCUCGGUUGGAGAGAUCUUGCGGAACCAGCUGCUGCAGCACGCCCCCAGCGACAAGAAAUGGGAGCUGAUUGCUCAGAUAAUUGCCAACGGAGAGCUAGCACCGCAGGAGACCACCAUUGAGGAGCUCAAGCACCAGUUUAUCAAGAGACAGGAUGCUAAAGGCUUCAUUGUGGAUGGCUUCCCUCGUGAAAUAUCUCAGGCCUUCACUUUUGAGGAGCAGAUUGGCUCGCCGGACCUGGUGGUGCUUCUGGCUUGUUCCAAUCAGCAACUCCGACAGCGGCUAGAGAAGAGAGCAGCCCAGCAAGGUCGCCCUGACGACAACACCCACGCCAUCGAGAGGCGACUGGAAACCUUCAAACAGAAUAUCACUUUAAUUGCCAAGUACUACCAGGAGAGGGCACUUAUCGUCAGGAUUGAUGCAGAUCGAGAGGAGGAUGACAUAUUCGCUGACAUCAAAGCGGUCGUGUCCGAAAGACUCUUUCCCAAGGGGGAGGAAAUGGAGGGCUUUGCCGAUGCAGACGCGCUUCAGGAGGAUGAUGGGGAAAUUGAAUCGGCGGGGGCUAGCGGAGAGGUCGGAGGAUUCUUCUUCAUUGAACAGCUCAUCAUGGCGGAAAAACUGAAGGGGCGCAAGAUCAUCUUUGUUGUGGGAGGGCCUGGCUCUGGGAAGGGUACGCAGUGCGAGAGGAUCGUCGCCAAGUAUGGCUACACUCACCUGUCCACAGGUGAUCUGCUACGCGCCGAGGUCGACUCGGGGUCUGAGAGAGGCAAGCAGCUGUCUGCGAUCAUGCAGAAGGGAGAGCUGGUUCCCCUGGACACAGUUCUGGACAUGUUGAAGGAUGCAAUGAUUUCCAAAGCUGAUGUCUCUAAGGGCUUCCUGAUAGAUGGCUACCCCCGAGAGGUCAAGCAAGGCGAAGAGUUUGAGAAGAAGAUCGGGCCUCCGGACUUGCUGUUGUACAUCGACGCAAAGGCCGAGACCAUGCUGCAGAGGCUCGUAAAACGUGGCGAGACCAGCGGCCGCGCCGACGACAACGAGGGCACCAUCAGGAAACGGCUGGACCUCUACUACAAGGCCACAGAGCCGGUGAUUGCCUUCUAUGAGGACCGUGGUAUUGUCCGAAAGAUCAAUGCCGAAGCCAGUGUGGAUGAAGUGUUCGGCCAUGUAGCUGCUGCCAUCGAGUCCUUGAAAUAGGUUCAAGGUGUUUUGAAAGAGCUGUGUCUUUUCGUCGGCUUUUAGACACUUUCCAUCAUGCCCAAACAAUCCAGUUGUUGAGUCACUUUGUUUAAAAUGAAACGCCCUCGAGAGACAAGCUGCCUUAACUUUCACCUCCCUUGAGUGACCAGCCAGUGUUACACAAAUCUCUGGGCCAAAGUCUUGUCUCCAUAAUUCACGUGUUUACAGUUUUUUCUUUUUUUUUUUUUUUUUUUCUUUAAAGAAAAAACGUCGAAACCAGCAAAAUAAGGCUGCUGUUGUGAAGCCAGGUGGGGUGUGGGGUUACGAGGGCCCCCUCGUGAGUCUCGCACUCCAGCGGUUUUCCUUGGUACUGGAGACUGUGUGCCAGCGAAUGUCUCAACACUGCUGGCAUCUCCUGCUGAACAACAAGCUUCUCUUUCAUGGGAGUCCUUCCUUGUGUUUCUCAGUCCUGAAGGUCCCAUCUUCUGGAAAACUUCACCUCCUCUCUGUGUUUAUAUUUUCACCUCAUUUUACAUGUCUUGUUGAGACAAAAAUCGUAAUCGACUGCGACUGGGGAAACAGAGGGCAUGACUGUAACACUUGCCUGGAAUUGACUGCGUAAUACUCAACAGCAUUUUUAAUCAGUUGCAGACACUGUAAAGAAAGUAAAACCUAGGUGACCGGUUGUAUAAUGUACAUUUUAAAAUGUGUUUCAUACAAAAGAGAAAGUAGUUUAUUUGGCCACCGUCAAGCAGCUGUGAUUGUUUUGUCCACCAAAACACCUUAUUCAUAGGCAAAGGUAAAAAAAAAAAUGUCUAAUUAGUUAACGGAUGUUUUACAGCCUCUUUUGCAAAAGGCUAAUAGUAGUCAUAUUGUGUGUAUUUUGAUAAUUUAUAUUUUUUAUAUGUAUAUAUAUACUCACACAUACCUGUACUGGCUUUUGUGUAGGAUGGGUUCAUCUUUAUUUUUAAAUUCGCGGUAAUGUAUAAAAUGGAGACGAAUGUAGUUACACUUAACUGGGCUCAGAGCAAUUAAUUAUUAUGUUCAGUUACACUAUUUAAUUUUGCUAAGAUCUGUUUUAAUUCCCUUUUGCAAUACAUUUUACAUUUUAGGACAUGAAAGUACAUGUACCUUAGAAUUUGAAUGUUCGCCUGCUGUCUGUCCGAUAAGCAUAAAAGCAUUGUGAAUUUACUGUUUACAGUGUGAAUUUGCCCAUCUUUGAUGUCGUAUUUUAGUUUAGAUUUUCACACUAUACACUUUGUGCUGUAUGUAAACACUACUAUGAGAAUAAAUAAUACCUAAAACAUAAUAAUACAUAUAUACAUACAUAUAUAUUAUAAUAAAGAGAAAUAUUCCUGAACAUCUCUUUUGCAUAUUAAGACCUUGAGUAUAGAUGCAUACUGUUAAGUUCAUGUGUUGCUCCAGAUAGAACUGAACAUCAGUUUGUUAAUAAACUGAAUAACUAAUUAAUUGGCAUUAAUGAAUUAACUAACUUGCUGAAUAUUGAUCCUGUCUGCUAGUUAAAAAGACUGCUAUAAAUUUGUUGUGUGGUGCAAUACACCAUUUGGUUGCUUUCUGUAUUAAUUUAGAUGGAAAUAAUUUUUUUUUUUUUUUUGCAAAUUCCAGAUUUGUACUUAGCCACAAGUUUAUUUUUUGUUUAACUGUUUUAACAUUUGCUCUUGCACUCACACAUGCAACGAAUAAGUGUUUAGAGGUUAGUUACUAAUUUUGCUUUGAACCCCUAUUAAAAAAAAAAAAAAAUUGGAAGAAUAAAGGAAAAAGGUGAAAUGAUAUCCGAGGGUGAGUGUUAGUCCGUUGGUAUUUUACAGAGUUGCCCAUGCCCAUUGUCCCCUAACAAAGCACUUCUCCAGCACAUAGCAGCACAGACUUUACUCUUGUAGUGACUCACCUGGAGAUGAUCACUUUCUUUUAUUCCUAUGAACUCAGUACACAGGUAGUAGUGCGUAACUCCAGCUGCCAUGUAAGGCACCCUGGUCCUCUGGCUCAUGGCGUGUUGAUGAUUUAGUUUACUAGGCUAUUGUCACCAGAGAGUUUGUAAAUAAGCAAACCUGAAAAUAAC